AUGCUGUCUCUGAACAUACUGGAGGCGCUUUGCGCUGCAUUUGCCUUGGGCAUUCCUCACGCGGCAGCACAAACUUCUACAGACCCCUGCGCUGCGGUAGCAACCGCACAAGCCAAAGCCUUUAAUACCAACAUACCCAAAGACGGAGAUCUUGUCCUCUCGGCUCUGUUCGAUGCCGAUACAGCAUACAAGUGCGCUCUCUCGGUGCCGUUCAACAAGGACCAUGCCCUCCAAAUGCUCGACCUUGCGUUGCAAUACGCCGGUUUCCAGACCACCCUCGCCUACCUGAAGAAUCCACCCCAGUCGUACCUACAGGCUCCCGUUGACGUUAUGGGCCGAUUCAAUCAGAUUCGGCAGAAGAUUAACGGGAAUAAUUACCCGAAUCUGUACGCUUUCGAUUUGGACAUGCUUGCCAUCGUGCGUGACACUCACGAGGGCCACUUCUCGCUCCCUACCGGCGUUCUGAACCUGUUCAAGUGGUCGCUCCCCGACACGCUUGUGUCAUUCUCCAAGGACGGCAAGGAAAUUCCACAGGUCUAUUCUGCGCAAGACGUAUUUAGGAAUGUAUCUGAUCCAUCGCCGGUGGUGCAGCUCGGAGGACAAUCUGUCUUCGAGUAUUUAAGAAGCUAUGCCUCCAACACAAGCGAUUUGGGCCUGGUUGAGCCACAUGCCGAGUGGAAUGUCAUUAUGCAAAAUUCGGCAUAUUCAUUUGGCGCGUCGGGUUCAGAUGAUUUUCAGUCUUAUUAUCCCGGUUACUUCGAGAGCACCCCUGUUUACAACGGCCCCUCAAUCACAGGUUCGUUUGCGAACGGCACUCGUUUCGAGUGGAAGUACCAGGCAGGCUCCAACCAGCUCCUGGGACAAGGCAACCUGACGAGUGGGCAGGACAUAUACGACAAUUAUGUCAUGAACCCCGAUUUCGGCUCAAACAGAAAGCGAGCUACAGGGCCCUUUGACCCCCGCAAGCUUCCAGGUAGUCCAGUUAUUAAAAGAGAUACUUCGGCAGUCAGUGCAACGGCGGUGCCUCUUCCAAACUAUCCCAAAAACCCGAUUGUUAUACAGGCCAACUUUUCUUCUGGCGGCAUAGUGUCCGGUUAUAUUCUCGAAUCUGACUCCAUCGGCGUCCUUAGUAUACCCAGCUUUUCUGCUCAGGAUGGAAAGGCAGACCCUCUCAGCUUCCACGAUGCCGUCGCUGGCUUUAUCAGCCAAGCCUCAUCCAAGGGGAUGAAGAAGGUUGUGAUCGACCUUUCUGGGAAUGGCGGCGGCAACGUGAAUCUCGGUUACGAUACUUUCAAGCAGUUCUUCCCAUCCGGCCUGCCCGGUUCCGCUGUCCGAGCCCGCGUCACUCCUCAGGUGAACACUUAUGGAUCUAUCGUGACGGGAAUCGCCAGAGACAACGGCACAUUCUUUGAUAGCGAUGUCAAAGCGAGCUUUGCUGCCGUAACCCUGGGCGCUGGUCAGGUCAACGCCGACUAUACUCUAAACCAAAACCGAUCAGCCUGGAAGUCGUGGGGAUCCUUCUGUACUCCUCAGGCCAUCCACGGAGACAACUUCACCAAAUUGGCGACUUACAACUUGACAGACCCCCGUACGACCGCUGAUCUCGGAUUUCAAAUGGCCAACACCAACAUCUCACAAGGAUCUCCGGCCGCGCCCUGGGCGGCGAAUGAUAUCAUUAUACUCUUGGAUGGGUACUGCGCAAGCACAUGCAACAUAUUUGUGGAUCUCAUGAAGAACGAUGCCGGAGUGAAAACUGUUGCCGUAGGCGGUGUCCCUCAGAACAGCCCAAUGCAGGGAGUAGCUGGCACUCGUGGAGCGAGCGUGGUGCCAUGGUAUCGGUACACAGGUCUGUCUGAAGCGAUCGGUAGUCUCAUUAUGGACGAUCCCAACGAUUCCGCAAAGGCGUUCACUGCUUUUGGGUUGAACGCCAGCGACCUCAACGGGCUCCCACCACGAACCGACCAGGCUCCGUGGAACGUCAGAGAGGCAGGCAUAAACGCUCUGGAUAUGAUCCGGUUUGACAGCCCCCAGGAGCCUCGACAGUUUGCCUACGAGGCAGCCAACUGUCGGCUGUUCUACACACGGGACAUGAUCCGAGAUAUUUCGCAGGUGUGGCGCGCGGCUGUUCAAGUUGCUGGCGGUAACAACUCGCAGUGUGUGGAAGGGUCUGUGGACGCGCAAGGAUCAGGUGUCAACCAGACAGUGACAACAUCUGUUGGGUUCACUGCUGCUGACAUUUGGAAUAGUGCCAAUUCAACCAAUGUUACUCAGAGCAGUAGCAACAACAGCGACUCGUCUGGCUCGGACCACGGGGUUGGGAUGGCUGGUUUGGUGGUUCUUCUAUCGCUGAUGGUAGCUUUCAUGUCUUAG
Clonostachys rhizophaga is the source of this 2370-nucleotide messenger RNA. Lineage: Eukaryota; Fungi; Ascomycota; Sordariomycetes; Hypocreales; Bionectriaceae. The record is from the annotation of a GenBank genome assembly.